Molecule: messenger RNA, 3497 nt
Organism: Castor canadensis (American beaver)
Lineage: Eukaryota; Metazoa; Chordata; Mammalia; Rodentia; Castoridae
Source: RefSeq, a predicted model, not a curated record
UGACCUAGACAAUUGGAUAAAAGGCAUUGGUGUCAUAGUAUCAUCACCUGAGCUGGCAGAGGACUUAACUGGCACAGAAAUUUUACUGGAGCGACACCAGGAGAAUCAUGCUGAUAUGGAGGCAGAGACCCCCACCUUUCGGGCCUUUGAAAACUUUGGCACAGAACUUAUAGACAGAGGGCACCGCAAUAGCCCUGAAAUUAAUAAUAAGCUUCAAGCUGUUAAACUAAAGAGAGACGAUUUGGAGAAUGCUUGGGAACAGCGCAAAAAGAUGCUAGACCAAUGUCUGGAGUUGCAGUUGUUCCGAGGGAACUGUGAACAGGUUGAGAGCUGGAUGGUGGCACGUGAGAAUUCCCUGAGGUCGGAUGACAAGGAUUCCUUAAGCAGUUUAGCAGCCUUGAUGAAGAAACGUGAUGAUUUGGACAAAGCAAUCACAUCCCAGGUAGGGAAGAUCACUGACCUAGAACAUUUUGCAAACCGGCUCAUAGCUGAUGACCACUAUGCCAAGGAAGAGAUUGUUACUCGACUUCAACAUGUGCUAGACAGAUGGAAUGCUCUCAAAGCACAGCUGAUGGCUGAACGGACAAAACUUGGGGACUAUGCUGACCUGAAACAAUUCUACCAUGACCUUGAGGAAUUGGAAGAAUGGAUCAGUGAGAUGCUUCCCACAGCCUGUGAUGAAUCCUACAAAGAUCCCACCAACAUUCAGAGGAAAUACCUGAAACACCAGGCCUUUGAAAAUGAAGUUAAUGGUCGAGCUGAGCAGGUGAAAGGAGUCAUCAGCCUUGGGAACUCCCUAAUUGAGCGGAAGGCUUGCGAUGGUGAAGAAGAGACUAUGAAGAUGCAGCUGGAUGAGCUAAAGGAACAUUGGGAUUACCUCCUUGAGAGAACAACUGACAAAGGGCAGAAACUCAAUGAAGCUAGUCGCCAACAGAGGUUCAACACAAGCAUCCGGGACUUUGAGUUCUGGCUCUCAGAGGCAGAGGGACUGCUAGCCAUGAAAGACCAGGCCAGAGACUUGGCUUCAGCAGGAAACCUGCUAAAGAAGCAUCAGUUACUGGAGGCAGAGAUGUUGGCUCGAAAGGACCCGCUCAAAGAUCUGAAUGAUUUGGCGGAAGAGCUAGUCUCCAGUGGGACUUUCAACGUCGAGCAGAUAGAGAAGAAAAUGGAUGGUGUCAAUGAGCGCUUCGAGAACGUUCAGAACUUGACAGUUGCACACCAUGAGAAAUUGAAAGAGGCCUUUGCCUUGUUCCAGUUCUUUCAAGAUCUGGAUACUGAGGAAUCCUGGAUACAGGAAAAGUUGUUACGAGUGAGCUCCCAGGACUAUGGGAGGGAUCUACAGAGUGUUCAGAACUUACUGAGGAAGCACAGACGCCUAGGAGGGGAGCUGUUAGCACAUAAAGAUGCUGUACAGAAAGUGCUAGAGAUGGCAGAGAUACUACGAGACAAGGCUGCUGUGGGGCAAGAGGAGAUUCAGAAGCGACUGGCUCAGUUUGUUCAACACUGGGAGAAACUCAAAGAGUUGGACAAGGCUCGAGGACUGCGAUUGGAAGAGUCUCUUCAAUUCCUGCAAUUCUUGGAGAAUGUUGAGGAGGAGGAAGCAUGGAUCAGUGAAAAGGAAGCUAUGGUUGCCCGAGGGGAUUCUGGAGACACGCUGGCUGCUACCGAGAACUUGCUUAAGAAGCAUGAAGCUUUGGAUACUGACUUUGCUAUCCAUAAAACCCGAGUGCAAAAUGUGUGUGUCCAAGGAGAAGACAUCCUGAGUAAGGAAGAAACUGAGUACAAGGACAAGGUUUCUGCCAAGAUUGAAGCUCUAAAUAAAAAGAUCCCUUUUCUGGCCAAGGCAAUGGCUGCUUGGAAGUUGCAACUGCAACAUGAUCAUGACUUUCAGCAGUUUAAUUGGAAGGCUGAUGUGGUAGAUUCUUGGAUAGGUGAGAAAGAAACAAGCCUGAAGGCCAAAGACAAUGGUGGGGACCUCACUGCUUUUCUCACUCUCCUGGCAAAACAGGAUACACUGGAUGCCAGUCUUCAGAGUUUCCAGCAAGAGCAACUUUCUGAGAUCACUGAUCUGAAGGACCAACUGGCAGCCGCUCAGCACAGCCAGACCAAAGCCAUUGAGGAGCGCCAUGCUGCUCUACUGAGGCGCUGGGAACAGUUGUUGGAAGCCUCUGCAGCUCACAGACAGAAAUUGCUGGAGAAGCAGCUGCCUCUACAGAAGGCUGAGGAGUUAUUUAUGGAAUUUGCACACAAAGCUUCAGCUUUCAACAACUGGUGUGAGAAUGCUGAGGAAGACCUGUCAGAGCCUGUACACUGUGUCUCCCUGAAUGAGAUUCGGCAGCUGCAGAAGGACCAUGAGGCUUUCUUGGCCUCCUUGGCUGGAGCUCAAGAAAACUUCAACUAUUUGCUGGAACUAGACCAGAAGAUUAAAACCUUAAAUGUUCCCUCCAGCCCCUAUACUUGGUUAACAGUGGAGGUGCUAGAAAAGAUCUGGAAGCACCUGCCUGACGCUAUCAAGGAACGGGAGCAUGAGUUGCAAAAGGAAGAAGCAAGACAGGUCAAAAACUUUGAGAUGUGUCAGGAGUUUGAACAGAAUGCCAGUGCCUUUCUUCAAUGGAUCCAGGAGACCAGGGCUUAUUUUCUGGAUGGAUCUUUACUCAAAGAAAAAGGAACUCUGGAAUCCCAACUGGAAGCAAAUAAAAGGAAGCAGAAGGAGAUACAGGCAAUGAAGCGUCAGCUGACAAAGAUUGAGGACCUGGGGGACAACAUGGAAGAGGCGCUGAUCCUUGACAUCAAAUACAGCACCAUUGGAUUAGCUCAGCAGUGGGACCAGCUUCAUCAGUUAGGAAUGAGGAUGCAACACAACCUGGAACAGCAGAUCCAGGCCAAGGACACCAUAGGUGUGAGUGAGGAGACACUAAAGGAGUUUAGCACAACCUAUAAACACUUUGAUGAGAACUUGACAGGGCGCUUGACUCACAAAGAGUUCCGGUCCUGCCUGAGAGGACUCAAUUACUAUUUACCCAUGGUAGAGGAUGAUGAACCUGAGCCCAGGUUUCAGAAGUUUCUGGAUGCUGUGGAUCCAGGGAGGAAGGGCUAUGUCUCUCUGGAGGACUAUACAUCAUUUCUAAUUGAUAAGGAAUCGGAGAACAUCAAGACCAGUGAUGACAUAGAAAGUGCUUUCCAAGCCCUAGCAGAGGGAAAGGCUUAUAUUACCAAAGAGGACAUGAAGCAGGCUCUAACCCCAGAACAAGUAUCAUUCUGUACCGUACAUAUGCAGCAAUAUAUGGACCCACGGGGCCGAGGCCAUCCUGCUGGCUAUGAUUAUGUUGGCUUCACCAAUUCCUACUUUGGCAACUGACAAGCAGAUAUUUGGGAAUUGUAGAAAAUCUUGGUGUGUUGGGAAAGUAUUGGGGUUGAGAGGAUGGGGAAGUGUGGAGGAUGAAAAAUGGUCAUGUGUGUGUGUGUGUGUGUGUGUGUGUGUGUGUGUGUAUAAUGUU